GGUGAAUUGUGGCCUUUAGAAAUAAACCAUCUUCGUAAGUUACCAGUAUUUGUCCAUAGGUGUUUUCCAUCCAUUGCCUGUAUACUUUGGAACUGUCGAGUAAGUAAUUGCGUAGUUAGACUUGCAGCACUAGGUAAAUAUGGUAAAUUGAUUGACGAGAUAGUGAAUCGACUGAGAUGGCUGGGGGAUGUAUUAUUUACGCAUAUCCACCGACUAAUUCGGCGCGCAAUGAUGACUGGUGUAGAAAUAAGUUGUAAGAAGGCUAGGGGCGGGCAAACCAGAAUUAAGCAUCAGUCCUAUUGGGAUGAGCUAUGCAAGUAAGUGCAGACUGCGUGAUUGGGGUCCACUUGGUUAUCGUAACCAAUGGUUAGAGACUUUGGGUAACCGUUGCUGCUGCCUUGACGUGGUGGUCGGGCUUGCCUAUCACGAUUAACCAAUCGAGCUAUACUGGCUGAAACAAUCGUUCUUCAAGGUCCUACAAUGCCGUGAAUGUCGGUUGAAGGCGGCAAGACUAAAAGCAGCAAGCCCAAGCUCUGAGGACGAAGUCGUACUGCUGACUGUACAGAGGUGUGACGGCAGUAAGAUGUUUUCUUCAGACAACCGGUAUAACAGCGAUGCUACCUUCCCACAAGGAAGGGUGGCGUUAGGAAAAGUCGUCCCUAAAAAUGCACACCUCACCUUGUCCCACAGAUCUCCGUCUCCAGAGGUAAAGUCCCAACAAGUACGGAGCUAACACAAAAAUUACCCAUAGCAAGGUCAUGUUUGACGGACCUGAAGCAGUUGUCCCUUGAGCACUGCGGUGAUACCCUCAGGUCACUAAGACCACCUCUAACCCAAUUUUCUUUCAGAUACAUCUAGAAAAACCCUCCCACGGUGUGAGCAACCGAGAAGUAAUAACCGUCGUCAUACCUCUAACAGCACUCAAGACCACUUUAUUCAUGGUUAAUCUUCCUGUUCAAUUCCUGUUAUUCCUCCUACCUCGACUUUCAAAUCUAAAUUCUCUCUUUUGACUUGCUCCCCAAGUGUCACCAUGGCCAACGAUUCUAAUACGCAAAAUACUGUCCCAGGUCCACUGGAACCUCGCUCUAAGCUACAUAUUGAAGCCUUCAACGUACGCACUUCAUGUCAAACCGACCAGCUGGCGUCAUUGUCUAAGACUAGAAUCUCGUACCAUUGAUGUAUGCGGUGUCUCCAAAACACACAUACAGGAUCCUAGUGUGGUCAUUCACUUGACCUCACCUUACCAAAACGGAGAGCCGACGUGAUACACUCUGUUCAUCUGGCGACCCGAUGGCUAGUUCUCGUGGACUGGCGGGUGUAGGCAUAACAAGCGCUUAAAAGGUAUCCUUGUUAGCAGUUGCCUAUAUGCUAUUCGGCUAAACGGCUCCGUAACAACUCGGUAGGAUAGGGACACACGUCGUUGCUUUUUCGUCGUUUCUGCCUACGCUCCCACUAACUACAGCCCGGAUGAAGUGAAAGAUGACUUUUACAGAAAGCUUUCUGAACUUCAUAAAGCUAAAUGCUCAGACAAAGUACUCGUAGCAGGUGAUUUUAAUGCCCAGGUAUGUAGCUUGAAUCAAACGGAUAAACAUUUAGGUGCGUAUUUUAGUAUUUCGGCUCAGCGAACAGAUAAUGGUGAUCGUCUGCCUCAACUGUGCUCAGACAAUGUCUUAUUUAUAGUAAGCACUAAUUUUCAGUAUAAGGAGAGACACUGUCUAUCACGGCGGCGACCCCGUGUAUCAAACCAAAGAUGGGCUCAAAUAGACCACAUUGCCAUCAGUCAUCGUUGAAGAUGCUCGAUAGAAGACUGGCACUCAUGCAAGUUGUUGCUCCAGGACUGACCUGAGUCAACACCUGAAUCAAGGAUAGGGAGUGAAGUAGUCAAACGCGUCGACCACUUCACUUAUAUUGGAAGUCUGAUCAGCCAUAAUGGGCUGGUGUCUGACGAAAUCUCUGUACGGAUCCAGAAUACUCGUUUGGCUUUCGCCAACUUACGUCACCUAUGGAAAAGGCGAGAUAUCCGUCUACCAAGUAAGGGACGAGUAUACUCCACAAGAGUUCGUUCUGUUCUACUAUACGGCUGCGAAAUAUGGUCGUUAAGGGUAGAAGAUACUCGUAAGCUACUAGUAUUUGACCACAGAUGCCUUAGAAAUAUUGCCAACAUAUGCUGGGAUCAUCGGGUAAAUAAUAAUGAGGUUAGACGCAGGGUAUUAGGAGAUGAUGGUAAAUCAGUUGAUGAGGUUGUAAAUCUUCAUCGACUGAGGUGGUUGGGUCACGUUUUACGUAUUCCUGAACAUCGAUUACCACUGUGCGCAAUGCUGAUCAGUGUUGGGGAUGAUUGGAAGAAAGAUAGGGGCGGCCAAACCAAAACGUGGCAUCAGUGCUUGAAGUCACUAACGUCUGGUCUGAGCCAUGUUGGUAGAUGCAGACUACUUGGUUGGGUUCUGCUCGACUACCGUACGAAGUUCCACGUUUUUACUGACUGACUGACGACUAUCGUAGCCAAUAGUUGGAGACUCUGGGUGAAAUGGCUCAGAAUCGAUCAGAAUGGCGUCGGCGUACACACUCUGUCUUCCUUUAAAUCGUGACAUUAAAAAUGUUUUAUAUCUUACUUUCUACUAACUAAUUCUUUCUUCCUGUAUUACAUACUUAUACACAAUCUUUCUUUUAUAUAUUACUACUAUUGGAGUAACUGCUUCUAUGAAUCCGGUGUUCGUUUUGCUGUGUUAAUGAGGUAUGGCGAAUUAGACCGAUGCAUAUAUGUGCCUUCGUCGCAGCUGACUGAAUAGAAGUCUUAUACGCAACCACGGCAUCAGUAGCUUAAUGCGAUGUGAUCAAUCUGACUCUAAUUUGAAUUGCAAGAGGAGGACUUCAGGUGUGGUGUGUGCUAUUGAUGAUUUGUUAGAUAUUCUUUAUUCAGUGCUUGAGAUUUAUUUGGAGGGAAAAACAGAUUUUUUGGCGAGUUAUUGAACGGUAGGUGGAGCUUUCAAGCAUCAGUUUUAGUGUUCUGUUUAUGGAGUAGGAUAAUAGGUGACUUAGUACUGAGCACCUUUUAUACCAUGUUUUUCUCGUAUCCAACAAACACUGUGACCACACUACCUUUUCUUUCACCUUUAUCUCGUUUUUAGUGAGCUAACAACCACAAUGCUCGUGCUAAAGAUCUUAUUUCAUUAACAUGAUAUAAAUUAAUAACGCGAGCUACCAAGGUUCAGUCAUAUUACAUAUGCAACAUGAGUAAAAGUACUACCCCGUCUGAAGAAUUUGGAUAUCCACACCUGCCUGUGCGUCAAAAAUCGGACCAAGAAAGUAUUAGUCAGUGCAUCAAAACUCUAAAAAGUCGCAGACCAAAUACUUUGGAUUUUUCACCUUUAGCUCUUGGAAAUUGUGACAGAAACCAUAAAACAUAUGCAAAACGGCCAACUGUUUUAUCUGUUCAUGAUUCUUUACAGAAAUCUGUUUGCAGUACGAGCGCUUAUUCUUCAUCAGCUAUCUCAGAUUGUCCAAUCAAAAGACCUAACUUUUUACCAAUACCUUCACAAGGAAGUAAAUAUCCAGGUUUUUCAAAACCUAGUGACGGACUCAUGCCAGGAAAUAGCAAGAAUAUCACAUCUACAGUUAAAGCCUCUUCUCCUUUAAAUAAUGGAAGCAUUCAUACUAUACAUCCUGAUUCUAUGGGAUUGUCUAUUAAGAAAAACACACAGUUGUUAAAAUAUCAUACCUGCCGAACUUCAGUAAGAUGUCGACCAAAUAAAUGUGGCCACAUGUCUACUAAGAAUUUUAUAGCAUGGUCGCGGAACAAUACACAGUUAUACAGUGUGUUUUGUUUUGACAAAUUCCGUAUCAUUCAUAAGAGAUUACCCUGUCCAUAUUGUUCUACUUGUAACCAUCAUAAAAGGCGUGCAUUUAAUCAUACAUCGUAUAUUUUUGGUGGUUCUAGCUACCUUCCACAUUCACAAAUGUUUCCUAGUUUACUGUCUUUUCGCAGAUGUUGUUCUAAUACUUUUACCAAACAUAUGAAUUUUACCUCUUCGGAUAUUCGAACUAGUUCCAUUCGCUUGUGUCCACGAUACUGUAGAAGAAUCAAUAACUCCGUUGAUAAUGUAACUUUCAGAAAAUCCAGUGAAACAAUCAAACAUCAAGUUUUUAACUCAACAAACUUACCUGAAGUCUAUGAUAUACUAAUGAAAUCAAAUAAAACACUUAGUGAACCCACUAAUAAACCUCAUAUUAAAAAAGUUACUCUACCUACUAAUAUAUUUAACAAUAAAAAUAUACAGACUAUAAAUAUUAAUAUUAAUGAUGCAAAUCAAAUCUUUCAACAACGAAUCGAUUCUUUGUUAACAAAUACUAAUCUUGAUGAAAACUGUUCAGAUGGUAAACAAUUACAUACUUUUAAAAAACUACAACAAAUUCAACUUAAUGAAGAUAUUUGGCCUCCUUUAGUAAUCAGUUCAUAUCCAGAAUUGGUUCUUCAAUUCAAUCCUCCCGUUGGACUUUUAAUUUCACUUCUUGAAAAUACAAACAAAAAGUCUGAUGAUUUGUAUAAUAAGAAUGUCCACGAACUAACUAUUGAUUCAGAGAAGGGUUUUUUAGACUCAAUGACCAUGACACCAGUAACACAAUCUGAAUGCUUAUCUAAGUCAGAUCAUGUGUCUCCUGGUAUAACAAUAGCUCUUACUCGGAAUCUUCAUAUUCGUGUUCAUCCAACUGAAUUAAAUUGCUGUUUAAAGCAAUCAGCUUGGUGUUUUUCAUCGAGUGGCUUUUAUCAGUUUGGUCAAGAAGAAAUUGUAAUUCUGUUACGUAGACGUUUUGAUGAAAAACUACCACCAAUGGAGAUAUUUUAUCAAUACUGGCUUAUAUAUCAAGCUUUAGUGAAUUAUGCUGAGAAACAAGUUAAAAGUGAUGUUAAUUUUGAAUCUUUCAACUCUCAAACGUAUAAUAGACCGUUCGGUUCAGCACCAUUUCGUUCACAUGAUUGUUUCUUUGAAAAACUUUACUUUGCUAAUGAUCGUUGUUCUAGUUCACCCUGUACUGAAUCAGAUAUGACGAAUGGUUACUAUUGGCCUAAUUCCAGAUCUUUAACAAGUAAUAAUUAUGGAAGUAGCAAUCCAUAUGGAUUUGUAUUUUUCCAUCCAACUCACCAAUGUUUAUUAGGCCUACAUCUACCGAAUCCACCGUUCUUAAUCGCUCUACUGGUGCAUAUACAAGAAGCACCUUGGGCAUAUCAUCUACCGAGUAGAAUUUUAUUGAAUCUAGGCAAAAUGUCACAUUAUUAUCCAACUACUUUGUUAUCCGACCGUGAUCGCAAGAUUUUAUUUGAUUGUAAACUAGACGGAGAAAGCUUCUUACAAUUAUUCACUAAUAUAAAACCAUUUAUCUAUCCAGAUUUCAUGACAUUUACACCUAAACAAAGAUGUAUUCCAUUACCAGAAUUAUUAUUUCAUAUAAAUGGAUUCUAUGCACAUUUGAAUGUAGUUAAAAGUGAAUCGGACACGAAUACUACUACUACACAUAAUAAUGGUGUCGAAGAUGUAAUUGUGGAGCUUCUAAUACCCAUUUCUUCAUGUGCUUCUGUGGCUAGGUUUCUAGACUCGAGUGCUAUGGAGUCAAUGACAUUUGCCCUAUCAGCCGAUUGUAACCCAAUGUCCGAUUCCCAUUUAGUUUGUUCGCAGUCAAAAAUACUACGCAAAGGUUCUAAAGACAACCACAAUAAGUUAAUUUGUCAGAAUGUGACCAAUUCACAAAUGGCCUCAAAUCUAAAUUAUCUUACUGAUCAAAAUUGUUUUCAAACCUUCGAGACUGAGGCUAUUUCAAUUGAAAAUACAAGACUCAAGACUAAUUCUGCCGACAUAUGGGAUUUGGAACCUAUUACUACAUUCUUAGUGCCAGUUCAUUACCAAUUAUGGCACUGGAUACAUCUGAAUAAAAGCAUUAUCCCAAAUAGUGAAAGUCAAUUAAGUUCUUUAUCGACUACCAAAUCAAGUGAUACACCGUGUUUACGAUUGGCAUGGAUUCGAUUUCAUGUGUUAAACAUCGAUCAACUGGAAUUUAUUGGUACAUCCUCAAGUAAAACAAUAACUUUUGGACAUUUUUCUAAUGAAGUUGCUGAAUGUGUAAUCAAAGCGCUUCGACCUUACCUUGGUCAUCUCCUAAACAAUAAUCGUACACAAAUCACACUACGCAUUCUGUUGCAACCACCAGAUCAGGUUGGCUAUCGGAUGGGUGCUUCAUGUCAGGAGGUAUACACACUGCACAAUCAACUGGAUUCAUCAAACGAUCUUGUAAAUGUCAGCUGUGAAAAUUGUGAAGAAAUGUAUGCUGAUGCAUUAGACGACAUACUGUUGCCUGUAUUAUCUUCAUGGACUAGUUGUUUAAAAAUUGUCGAUCUAAAUAUAAAGGAAAUCGAACGUCGCUCACUGGGUACUUCUAAUUCUUGUUAUCAUCCAAAUGAAAUAAUUCAGAUGGAAUUUGAUUUUUGCAUUUUAAACUAAAGUUAUGUCAGCUAGGAAAGUAUAUUAGAUAUAACAUCUGUAUCAAACGCUACAAAAUAAUCUGUACCCAAUUAUUCGGAUCUUUGUUUCUUAUUGUUCGUUCUACUUUGUUAUUUUGUUUAAUUGAUCCUUCGAUUAGGUUAUCUCAACAGUUUACUUUGUUAAGUAGCAUAAUUUAUUUGCUACUCUCCUAAACCAGUGUUCCCUAUUUUCUCUGUUUAUGUACAUAGUGAUUUACGUGUUGACCUUCAUUCAUUUAUUGUGAUAACUUGUAUUUGUAAGUCCUGGUUCCUUAUUUUUAUUGUUAUCUAAUUUCGAUUUGAAUAUCCAUGAAAUAGUUUAUUAAGUGAAAUUGAAGAUUUUUUUUUCCAGUUGUUUCUUGAGGUGAAAGUCGUCUUGCUUUUUUCAAAAACUCUUUCGAAAGAUAAGACACAAUAUUCGCUUUUUAAAUAAGUCCAACAUCGAGAACAAAGAAUAUUUCGUUGCUAAAUGUCGAUCUUAAGAUGAGUAAAUAAUAUGGUUUUCAAUAAGAUUGAAUCAUUAGACCAGUCUGAACCAUCCUGCAUAUGUACAUCUAAACAGUAUAUGUAUAGUUUAUUUGAAUUAUGGCUAAUCAAAAA
This is a messenger RNA of Schistosoma spindalis, 7111 nucleotides long. The record is from the annotation of a GenBank genome assembly. NCBI's taxonomy places the organism in Eukaryota, Metazoa, Platyhelminthes, Trematoda, Strigeidida, Schistosomatidae.